Messenger RNA from Arabidopsis lyrata subsp. lyrata, 711 nucleotides. Its product is annotated as FAM10 family protein At4g22670. The record is from RefSeq and is a predicted model, not a curated record. Bases 16 to 510 code for a protein of 164 amino acids. The transcript has a single exon. NCBI's taxonomy places the organism in Eukaryota, Viridiplantae, Streptophyta, Magnoliopsida, Brassicales, Brassicaceae.
UAUAUAAUUCCAUGCAUGCAUGCAUUCAAAUCAAAACAGAACAUCUCAACUCUGAACUCGUUUGAAAUCUCUAAAGAAUCGAUAGUGCUAAACAAAAUGGCAAUGAUGUUCUCAUCAGUCACCAAAAUCGUGCUUCUCUUUGCAGCUACGUUGCUUUUGGUCCACGCAAGUGCUCGCACUUUGCAGCAAACUCAGGAUUUGCCUCUCCAUGGAGGAGUCACUGCUCCUACCAAGGCUGAGUCUCCUAUGGUCAAUGCCCCUCUUGAGGACCAGAAGAACUUCAUCUACGGCGGUGGAAUUGGUGGUGUUGCCGGAGUUGGUGGAUUCCUAGGGAUGCCAGGUGGUGGAAGUGGUGGCACCGGCAUGACAUUGCCACUCCCGAGUGGGACGCCGCUCCUUGGUGGGGCUGGUGGGCUUGGUGGUUUAGGUGGUGCAAUGGGGUUCCCUGGUGGACUCGGUGGUGGACCUAGUGGUGGUGGUGUUCCAAGCUCAAGCGGUGGUUCUCCUUAAGACAGAUCAAGAUGAUUGGUCCUUAUGUAGCUCCAAGAUGUUUAGGAAGUAACGUUUUGUUUCGUUGUGUUUAAGCUUGAAUCUUUAAUGUUGUUUCUGUGUUUCCCUCCUCGUCUUUUCAUCAUCAGUUUAUGGUUGAAUGUUGUGUGUUGUGUUUCCUUGUUCGUGAUUUCUUUAAUAAUAUUUGUUUUUGUUUGAAUA